Microthlaspi erraticum is the source of this 468-nucleotide messenger RNA. The record is from the annotation of a GenBank genome assembly. NCBI's taxonomy places the organism in Eukaryota, Viridiplantae, Streptophyta, Magnoliopsida, Brassicales, Brassicaceae.
AUGGAUGUACCAGAGGGGAAUGGAAACCCUUUGGGCAAUGGACUCGGUCGAGCUAGGCAAACUCGACCGAUUGGUCUAGGAGAUGCUCCAAACCGCCAUCAACAGAGACAAGGGAUUGUUCCACCACCAGUGCAGAACCACAACUUUGAGAUCAAGCUGGGAAUGAUCAACCUUGUUCAGAACAAGAUGUUCCAUGGAUUGCCAAGUGAAGACCCCAUUGACCACCUUGAUGAGUUUGAUAGGCUUUGUGAUUUGACAAAGAUCAAUGGUGUCUCUGAAGAUGCCAUCAAGCUGAGACUCUUUCCUAUGUCUCUUGCUGACAAAGCUCACCAAUGGGAGAAGAGCUUGCCCCAUGGCACAAUCACCACUUGGGAUGAAUGCAAGAAGGCCUUUCUUGCUAAGUUUUUCUCCACCGGUCGCACAGCCAAGCUAAGGAGUGAGAUAUCAGCUUCAUCAGAGGAACAAUGA